ACACAACACGUUCCGUUUACCAUUCGCAUAUCCUGGUACUUGUCAGCCACCGAAUCCAAUUCCCUUUCCAAAUUGGUUUUCCCUGCCCUUUAUUUUCCUGGACCUUCCUUUACCCGGGAAAAUAAGUUCCCCAGCCCACAUACCUUUCUUCUCAAUCACUAAUCCCUAAUUCUCAAAAUAUCAUUCUUAUUUGUCGUUUCUGUACCUUGAAUCGGCGAUAUCCAUGGAUGUUUCUCUCAUCGCCGAUGCGGUAACUGUAGCCUCGCAGCAAGGGUUAGGGUUUGCGAAUUCGCCUCUUCACCGACAAAAUUGCGUCUCCAAUGGCAACUUUGCUCUCUCCGCCAGAUUCCUCCAAAUCUCCGCCGUUAUUUUGGAUGCACUAGCUCCUCCCCCUGUUAAAUCCAACUCGUGUAAAACCACUCGCCGGACUCUUCUUCGCAAGAAGCGGCGGACGAGGCGGAGAUCGUGCAGCGGCGGAGGAUACGAGGAAUUCGGUGAGGAUAUCGGGUUUUGGGGUGGUGACGGUGACGGUGAUGGUCCUUUUGGUGGAGCUGGGGGAAGUUGGGGCGGUGGCAGAGGGUGGAAUUUUGACAGAUUUGGAGGGCAGAAUUGGGACGAGUCAUCGUGGUCGUCUUCUUCUGAGUUUGCUUAUGGGUUUGUUUAUGAGGUGAUUUAUUGGAUUGCCUUAUCGACUUGCAUGCAUUUUGCUUUCGAGAAGGUUGUGAGGAUCAUGGCCAAUGGAAUUGGUGAUACUGAGAGGGAGAAGGUUUCUAUGAGAUUGACUUCCGUUUGCUAAUUUGCUACAUGAUAUGAAUGGAAGGUAACGAAUUGGGGAUAAUAGUUAUUGUAUUCAGUUGGGGUAUCAUAUGCUAAUCACUAGUUGCUCUAUCUUACUUUUCACAGAUAAAUGUACAUAUUGUAUAUAUUUAUUUAUCCACAUUGUGUCUGUGAAUUGAUAAUGUUCCACUUUGGUUUAUAAUUUUCCAUUUUAUUUCGGUCUGCAAA
Molecule: messenger RNA, 1005 nt
Organism: Manihot esculenta (cassava)
Lineage: Eukaryota; Viridiplantae; Streptophyta; Magnoliopsida; Malpighiales; Euphorbiaceae
Exons: 1
Coding region: 224-796 (190 amino acids)
Source: RefSeq, a predicted model, not a curated record